Xiphophorus maculatus (southern platyfish) is the source of this 1634-nucleotide messenger RNA. RefSeq names its product paired related homeobox 1 (gene prrx1b). Gene Ontology annotation, molecular function: DNA-binding transcription factor activity, RNA polymerase II-specific; DNA binding. The transcript has 4 exons. Lineage: Eukaryota; Metazoa; Chordata; Actinopteri; Cyprinodontiformes; Poeciliidae. The record is from RefSeq and is a predicted model, not a curated record. Gene Ontology annotation, biological process: regulation of DNA-templated transcription. Bases 436 to 1173 code for a protein of 245 amino acids.
AGAGAGAGAGAGAGAGAGAGAGAGAGAGAGAGAGAGAGAGUCCUGCCUCCUCGCGCCUCUUGGCUGCAGCUCGGCCAGUUUUGCGCACUCGGAGUUUUGCGCAUCUGCUCGUCUUCACCCGCAGCAGCAGCAGCUCUUCCUGCUCAGAUGUGACUCGGUCCGACUCGGGGCAGAACUUGUGAUUCCUCUCCUCCUCCAGCUUCCCGCCUCUCCUCUCCUCUCCUCUCCUCUCCUCCGCCGCGCCGCGCCGCCGGAUGGAUUGGUUGCUCUGGGUUUGAUCGGGACUCGGUUCGGGACUCGGUUCGGGCUCUCCGCGGCUCCUCUGGAUGUGAACAGCUUCGCGGAGCCCAGUCUGAGUGCGGCUGCUUUCCGGGGAUCUGCUCGCUGUGAUCCUCCUCAGCGCUGCGCCUUUUCCGCUUCUCCUGCGUUUGCGCCAUGACUUCCAGCUAUGCGCACGUAAUGGACCGGCAGGCCGCCAUUUCGAACCGUCUGGAGAGUCCCAUCACGGCGAACCUGGACAACCUGCAGGCCAAGAAGAACUUCUCGGUGAGCCACCUGCUGGACCUGGAGGAGGCCGGGGAGAUGGUGGGAACCCAGGCCGACGAGGGCGUCGGGGAGGCCGGGCGCAGCAUGCUGGAGUCCCCGGGGCUGACCAGCGGCAGCGACACCACCCAGCAGGAGAACGAGCAGAUGAACACGGAGGAGAAGAAGAAGCGGAAGCAGCGCCGGAACCGGACCACCUUCAACAGCAGCCAGCUGCAGGCGCUGGAGCGGGUCUUCGAGCGGACGCACUACCCGGACGCCUUCGUCAGGGAGGACCUGGCCCGCCGGGUCAACCUCACCGAGGCCCGCGUCCAGGUCUGGUUCCAGAACAGGAGAGCCAAGUUUCGCAGGAAUGAGCGAGCCAUGCUGGCCAGCAAAAACGCCUCUCUGCUCAAGUCUUACUCAGGAGAAGUCACGGCGGUGGAGCAGCCCAUCGUGCCACGCCCCGCGCCGCGCCCCAACGACUACCUGUCCUGGGGCAGCGCUGCCCCCUACAGCGCCAUGGCGACCUACCCGCCCACCUGCUCCAACACCAACACGUCCCAGGGCAUGAACAUGGCCAACAGCAUCGCCAACCUGCGGCUCAAAGCCAAGGAGUACAGCUUGAACCAGGUUCCCACGGUCAACUGAGCCGCCGCCGCCGGACAGGACAGGAAACGGCGACGCCCCGGGGCCAGGGCGGGGCUUCUAACCUGAGGUGACUUUACUUCCUCCUGAGGUUCUCUGAACUCUGAAGGACUUCCUGAGCGGAUUUAGCGUCGAGCGUCUGGCUUCGACUGAGACUCGGACCCGGACCGUUUGGAAUCCCCCGUUUUCCUUUUUCUUCUUUUUUAAACGUUGCGGAUAAAAACCAAAAGUGGGAGCAGCCAACCAAACACUUUGUCAUUUACUCAAUAUUUUUUUAAAAACAUGUUUUUUCUCCAUGUUAUACCACUGAAAAGCCGCUUCAGUGCAUUCUGACCUACAUGUUAUAUAGUCCAGUAUAAAGUUAAUGUAUUUCUGAAGCCAAACCAGUAGAUAAUUUCCUAUGAUAUACUUUAUUUGUAACAGAACCUUGUAUAUGAAUAAAAACAGCAUUUCAAGCAACCCAA